AAGCUGUUAACAUCUUCAUACCACUGAUCCAUCGAUGCAUCGAAGACAGAUCAUCUGUACAGAUGAAAUUACAAGACCUUACAGCCAAAUUCGGCUUGUAGCGUAAUAGACCAUACAAAUUUCAAAGACGUGUCUUUUCUCUCAAUCUGAUCUGUUUUUGUUUUGUUUAAUCCGACUCACCAGCUGCAUACGGUUAUGAGCAUGUCAAAACAAUCUCCUACAAUUUAUGAUUUUCAUGACAGAAUUUCUGACUUUUCGAACAGUACAAUAUGUUAACUUUGUGAUGUUUAUUUUUGCUCCCACAGCUAUUUUCCAUAAAGGCAGAUCAUUAAAAGUCCAUCUAGGAAGUUGGAAAAAGAGACAAACAAUUUCAUUACGUUCUCUGGCAGAUGGACGCCUCACUGGAAAUGCUUCAAUGUCCUUGUAUCUCAGCCAACGCAGUACCGGUUUCGACCAUUUCUCGGACCGCUGGAGAGAAUCCAAUAUUGAGGAACGAACUAAACUGAGGCCAGCACCGGAUACCACAUAGCAGAAGUAUCCUCCUUGAACAAUAUCUUGAGCAGAUGAGUCCCCUAAAAGACAACAUGACCCCUGAAUCGUUUGCUGACAACUGCACCAACUGCAGCCAGGUUCUCAUCCCAGAGCUGAAUGUUAUGAAGGCUGUAGGGUUGGGCAUUGUGUUGGCGGUCUUCAUUGUUUUUGGAGUUCUGGGCAACAUCUUGGUUAUCCUCUCUGUGGUUUGCCAUCGCAAUCUACGCACGGUUACCCAUUACUUCAUUGUGAACUUGGCAGUAGCAGACCUUUUGCUAAGUUCAACGGUUCUUCCAUUCUCUGCCAUCUUUGAGAUGCUAGGCCGUUGGGUCUUCGGUCGGCCCUUUUGUGACGUAUGGGCGGCCAUGGAUGUUCUUUGCUGCACGGCGUCUAUCAUGAGCCUGUGUGUGAUUUCGGUGGACAGAUGUAUCGGUGUUAGCUAUCCUCUGCAGUACCCUUCGAUUAUGACGGAGCGGCGGGCGUUGCUGGCAUUGGUUGCGCUGUGGGCACUGUCCAUCACCAUUUCUAUCGGGCCUUUGUUUGGCUGGAAGGAACCGGCGCCGAAGGACGAGUCUGUAUGCAAGAUAACAGAGGAACCAGGCUAUGCCAUCUUCUCAGCAUUCGGGUCUUUCUACCUCCCGCUGGUGGUCAUCUUGUCAAUGUACUGCCGUGUGUAUGUGGUGGCGAGGAGAGAGACGCGUGGACUGAUUAGUGGACAGAAAACUAAAAAAACUGAUCACGCCUCUGAGGUUGUAACCCUGAGGAUACACCGCGGCAACACCACGGCGUCUGAGGACGAGACGUUAAGAAACAGGACACACUUCGCUUUGCGUCUGCUCAAGUUCUCACGUGAAAAAAAGGCAGCUAAGACCUUGGGCAUCGUGGUUGGAUGCUUUGUCCUGUGCUGGCUUCCGUUCUUCUUGGUUCUUCCUAUUGGUUCCAUCUUCCCGAAAUACAAGCCUUCGGACACUGUAUUCAAGAUAACGUUUUGGCUCGGCUAUUUCAACAGCUGUAUCAACCCCAUCAUCUACCCCUGCUCCAGUCAGGAAUUCAAGAAAGCCUUCCUCAGCGUAUUGGGCGCACAUUGUCUGCGCAAGAGAUCCAUGCCCUCCCAUCCACUUUACCAGGGUCACAGCCCACGGCACGCCCAGUCGCAACUCAUCGCCCUUGGCUUCACGAGCCGCGACAUCCCUUCCCGUCUGAGCCCCUCCUCUUCCAUCGCUCUGUCCCGCAGCCCAUCCUCACGAGACGGCCGGGACUGGCAGGCCCCUUCCCGAGCAUCAUCCGUGGGGACGACGGGGGUUAGCGGCGGGGUGAGCGUAGGAGCAAGGGUUGCGGGAAUGUGUGGUAAGAACCUGCUGAGGACUUGUUGUGCUGUGAGAACAGACUCCCCUCAGCCCGAUGUGCCCACGCACAACUCUCUUCCUGUCAUCAAAAUCCAUCAGCUCUCGCUGUGUGAAGACGGGGAUGCGGUGUGAAUAAACUCGCCGGGGAAAUUACUCAAAAAAGAACUCGCGCUGCGUGCGAUGCCGUUUGCCACUUGAUGGAGUCUCAGAUUGGAUAAUACAAGCUGACAAUCUGUGUCUCUGCAGCCAUUGUUUUGAUGUUCAUUGAAAAAAUACUGUAGGUCACUCCAAACAUAAACACUCAUUAUUUAAUCAAUCUCAUGUUGUUCCAAUCCAAUAUGCUGUUAUUUUCUAUACAACUACUGUUAUAUUGGCUGCAGGUGUCAAGCUUAAAAAUAAUACAACUGUGUUAUAAAGAAAGCACCUAAAAAGUAGGCCAUACAACUUGAAUCUUUAAAAGGUCUUUAUGGAGCAAAUGAAUUCCUUUCAGGAACCUUUAUUUUUAAAGGAUUACUCCACUUUCAUAAACCUGAUAAUUUACUCAGCCCAAUGUAAUCCAAGAUGUUUAUGUCUGUCUUUGUUCAGUCGGGAAGAAAUUCAGUUUUUGAAGAAAAGCAUAUAAGACCUUUCUCCAUAUAGUGGACUUUAGUGGACCUCAACGGUUUGAUAGUUUCAAUAAAGCUUUAUAGGUCUUUAAACAAUCUCAACCGAGGCAUAAGGGUCUCAUCUAGCAGAACAAUGAUACAUUUCACAAAAAAUCUGUAUAAACUGACACAAAGACAUUAAUUAGUAUCAUUCCAAAUACAACAUUGGAAAACGCUCCUCUUUCUCCACACUUGUAAACACUGGAGCGGUAGCUUCGUAUACGUCAUGCAUGACCUUUCGACGUGCACUCUUAGAACGGAUGUGUUAAAAACAACACAUUAGUGUUGAUUCUGGGACAACACACUAAAUACGUUGUCCCAGAAUCCACCCAUCUCUCUGUUAUUAUUGAAACAAAACAUUUUGUGUUACUUUAACACAACUUGUGUUUUAUUUUAAAACAAAAUGACACAUAAUGUGUUAAAAGCUUAAUACAAAAAGAUGUGUAAAAAAAUUAACACAUCCUUUCUAAGAGUUCGGUGUCGGCAAGUACUUAAACCUGUGAACCGAUCGGAUACUAUUUUUAUUAAACAAGACCUAGAUAUGCCCGCUAUAACUAAAG
Molecule: messenger RNA, 3081 nt
Organism: Paramisgurnus dabryanus
Lineage: Eukaryota; Metazoa; Chordata; Actinopteri; Cypriniformes; Cobitidae
Gene: adra1aa
Product: adrenoceptor alpha 1Aa
Biological process (GO): phospholipase C-activating G protein-coupled receptor signaling pathway; cell-cell signaling; positive regulation of cytosolic calcium ion concentration
Cellular component (GO): plasma membrane
Molecular function (GO): alpha1-adrenergic receptor activity
Source: RefSeq, a predicted model, not a curated record